Odontomachus brunneus is the source of this 1422-nucleotide messenger RNA. It is a transcript of the gene gt, whose product is annotated as protein giant. The record is from RefSeq and is a predicted model, not a curated record. Lineage: Eukaryota; Metazoa; Arthropoda; Insecta; Hymenoptera; Formicidae. The coding region runs from base 153 to 1385 and encodes 410 amino acids. Gene Ontology annotation, cellular component: nucleus. Gene Ontology annotation, biological process: regulation of transcription by RNA polymerase II. The transcript has 2 exons. Gene Ontology annotation, molecular function: RNA polymerase II cis-regulatory region sequence-specific DNA binding; DNA-binding transcription factor activity, RNA polymerase II-specific.
GAGAUCCCUUGCCCUUUUGGAAGGGAUGAAACCUAUAAAAACGAUAUUUGCUACAAUUCAGCAGUUAGAAGGAUUUAGCAUUUCUCAAAGUGCGUAUGGAAAGAAAUACGAAAUAUUAGUUUCCAUCUAAAGCGACAGCACGCUGAGUAACAAUGUUACCUAUUUUGAAAGAGAAUUCAGAGAAUCGUCCGCUCGUUGCUGAUUCGAAUAAAGGGACUGAUUCAUCGGAAAUACUAGAUCUAUCGUGUAAAUCCACGGCACAAUUGCCCGAGCGAUUGCUCGAGCGAUUGCCCGAGCAAUUGCCUGAACAAUUGCCCGAGCAAUUAUCCGAUCUUAGAAAUUUACGGAAAUUGUGUCCCAUCUUGAAUCAGGCAUCGGUCAUUUCACAAUUGAAACAACAAUCAAGUAUUGAUACAACAACCAAUACUGCACCCACGCCGAUGAAUCCUUCCAUGGAAAUCGAUACAACAAAAUUUACUGAGAAUCGGAGAUCAUCGCAGAAGAGGAAGAAGCGGUCCGACAGCGAUGGUCAAAUUAACUAUUACCAAAUUAACAAUCUUCAGAUAAACAGCCAAGUUAAUAACGACCAACUCAACAACAGUCAGAUCAAUUGCAAUCAGAUGAAUGUUGAUAAAAUUCAGUAUAAACCAUUCAUGAACGAUAUCGACACGAAUUAUAUCAACGUCAAUCAGACUACUGUUAAGGAUAUCAGCAGCGAUAGUCACAGCGAUAUUAACAGCCACAAAAACAGCCUGGCAUCAAUCGGACAGUCAAUAUCGCACGAACACUCGAUAUCGAUGGCAAAUUCCAUGAAUGUGCAAUGUUUACCGACGAAUAUCUCCUCCGUGCCAAAUCCAUUGCCGUUGUGUGUGCCAAUGUCGAUGCAGGAGAUAGAGAAGUCGACAAUAUUAACAUCGAUUACAAAAGCAUCGAGACCGUUCAAAGUUUAUCCGAGAGAUCCUCUAAUUCUAAGCACAGGCGACAAGGACACUUCCGAUGCGUACAAUACGUUUCGAGAAAAAGUGCUCAAUAAUGUCAAAAACAUAGAAAAAGGAAGUACGAAUAGUAAAAUGCGCAGGACUUCCAAUUCAACCGGUUCACAUAUGAACAAUGUUGACGAUGAUGAAAAAAAUCGCGCCUAUUUGGAGAAAAGAAAAAAGAACAAUGAAGCAGCGAAACGUUCUAGAGACGCCCGACGAGCCAAAGAAGACGAACUUGCCAUUAGAACAGCUUUUCUUGAAUACGAGAAUCUAACGCUUAAGCAAACACUAAAUAUGUUUAUGAAACAAUUGCAGGAACAAAAUGUCAAAUUUGAUUUUAAACCGGUCAUUUUAGACACGAACGAAAAUGCUCCAGCUGCAGACACAGUAAAUAUGUCAAGCUAAUUGGAAGUUAAUUAUAGUUUCAUUUGGUGAUACAUAU